Molecule: messenger RNA, 333 nt
Organism: Pan troglodytes (chimpanzee)
Lineage: Eukaryota; Metazoa; Chordata; Mammalia; Primates; Hominidae
Product: SPANX A/D member 3
Source: RefSeq, marked validated
AUGGGCCAACAAUCCAGUGCUGGCGGGGUGAAGAGAAGCACCCCGUGUGAAUCCAACGAGGUGAAUGAGACGAUGCCAGAGACGUCAAGGGGGGACUCACAGCCAGAACCCGCUCCUAAGAAAUCAAAAGCAUCGGACUCCUCGACCGUAUUAGUGCUUUGCUACAGGAGAGAGGUUAGAAGACGUUACUCCGUCUCCGAUGAAUUGGUGAAUGACCACUCCCGAGAGAACCGAAUCAACCGCCUCCAAAUAGACGAGGAAGAAUUCACCCAGAUUUCUGUGGAAACAGCUGCAAACCAGAAGGAAGAUGCUGCCGUUAACCCUGGGCAAUGA